This is a messenger RNA of Lathyrus sativus (Indian pea), 1320 nucleotides long. Lineage: Eukaryota; Viridiplantae; Streptophyta; Magnoliopsida; Fabales; Fabaceae. The record is from the annotation of a GenBank genome assembly.
AUGAGUUAUUUUUCUGGACUAAUUCAGAGACCCCUUGUGGCUGCUGCCGCUGUUGCGGUUGCUUCUUUCUCUACUGAUGCGUCUGAUAAAUUUUCAUUCUUUGGAUCGUCCCGUGAUGAUUGUUCCACUUCCAAUUUGGAAUGUUCUUCUAGUUUUACCUCUUUGCAGGAAUCACAUUCUUUGUUUGCUUCUAGUGUUUCUGAUUCAAAACUUGCUGAGUUUUAUUUUGUGAACAAAAUCCGGGUUCCGGUUCCUAAUGUCAAGUUUCGGGUUCCGGUUUCGGGGUCGAAUUUUUAUAAUUCUUCAGUUGCUUUGUCACCGGGUUCAUUGCCGGUUGUUCAGAGUUUGUAUCGUUCGGCUGAAUUGACUAGGUUUUCACGGUCGUCGUUGUCUGGUUGUUCGAAUGGUGUUUCGGAUUCAACUGAGUUUCUGUAUAAAUGGCAUUUGCCUGAACCCAAUACUAUUGGUGGUUUAUCUGGGAAAUCGAAGACAGUGGUGGUUUUGCUUGGAUGGUUAGGUGCAAAGCAGAAACAUUUAAAGAAGUAUGCAGAAUGGUAUACUUCUAAAGGAUAUCAUGUCAUUACCUUUACGUUUCCGAUGGCGGAGGUAAUGAGUUAUCAUCCUGGAGGAAAAGCGGAGCAAAACGUUCACAUGCUUGUGGAUCACUUGGCUGAUUGGUUAGAAGAGGAGAAUGAAAAGAAUCUUGUAUUUCAUACUUUCAGCAACACUGGAUGGUUAACGUAUGGUGUUAUUUUAGAAUGGUUUCAAAAGCAAGACCCUUCUUUGAUGGAAAAGAUUAGAGGCUGCAUUGUAGAUUCUGCACCAGUUGCGAAUCCUGAUCCACAGGUCUGGGCCUCGGGUUUCUCUGCAGCAUUUCUCAAGAAGAAUAGCAUAGCUACAAAAGGACGUGUAUCCACGGACGAGUCUGGCAUUAAAGUAUCAAUCAGCAGCAAUGAAGAUUUAGGACUAAAACCUGCACCAACAGAAGCAGCUUUGCUGUUAAUACUAAAGAAAUUGUUCGAGGUCGUUCUGCAUCUCCCUGCAGUGAAUAGGAGGCUCUCUGAUGUUUUGAGCAUGCUAUCUACAAAGCAACCAGGUUGUCCACAACUGUACAUGUAUAGCUCUGCAGACAGAGUUAUUCCUGCCGAUUCAGUGGAGUCGUUUGUCGAUGCACAGCGUAAGGCUGGACAUGAUGUGAGGGCUUGCAAUUUUGUCUCAUCACCCCAUGUUGACCACUUUCGAAAUGACCCGAAAUUGUAUACUUCUCAGCUCAAUCAGUUUUUAGAGGAGUGUGUUGCUGACCAUUGUGAAACUCACUAA